Messenger RNA from Aspergillus japonicus CBS 114.51, 1485 nucleotides. RefSeq lists its product as uncharacterized. Gene Ontology annotation, molecular function: acyltransferase activity, transferring groups other than amino-acyl groups. The transcript has a single exon. The coding region runs from base 1 to 1485 and encodes 494 amino acids. Lineage: Eukaryota; Fungi; Ascomycota; Eurotiomycetes; Eurotiales; Aspergillaceae. The record is from RefSeq and is a predicted model, not a curated record.
AUGUAUCAUCCUGAUCUCCGGGGGCAUCUUCUGUCACCUCUCGACCAUAGCAUCCCAAAGGUGUAUUUCACCUUUUAUCUCUCUUUCAGCUUGCAGCAGCCAGGAGUGGGCUUAAGGUCACUUCAAAACGGCAUCAGAAAGCUCGCUGAAACCAUUCCAUUUAUUACAUAUGAUGUGGUUCCCUCCGAUAUCAAAUCGCCGGAGAACGCUCACUGCAUCCGACCUCCCUCUAGCUCGACCAUGUUCGUACCAUUACUUCAAGUCCGAGACCAUUUUUAUGAAUCGGUAACAGUACUUGGGGGCACUUCCACCUGUACUGGCGAUGAAGAAUUGGAAUUCUCCAAGAAGUACGCACCCCUACCGACAGUGCUGCACCCCACGCAGCCCCAACCUGCUCUGCGAUUUGCCGCCAACAUGAUGACGGAUGGGAUUCUUCUGGGUGUCAGCUUCAACCACUUGGUCUUUGACGGCACUGGAGUUGGUAACAUUCUCGGUGUUUUGAGCCAUUACUGCAGUGGUGCGCAGAGCACGGCAGACCUGCAUGAAAUCAAUAUGAAAAUGCGUCAGCAAUUGUGCCUUGAAAAUGCAAGCGGCAAAAGCUUAUGGAAAGACUUCUCCGCCAGCCACAGCGCGGAAAGCCCUUUAUCAUGCUUAACCCCUGCACAGUGCCAAUCGGAAAUGGCACCGUCGCUCCUCGAAUCCUUCCGAUUCAAAGUGUCGGACAGAACGAUCCGUCGGUUAAAAGGUGUUUGUACCGCCAUGAUAUCUGGCAACAACUACUACGAGACAAAUGCGGCCAGCUUGGCAUACAUCUCAUGCCAUGAUGUGCUGACCUCUCUUCUUGCGGUGUGUCUGCAUCAGGGUCAAGCCACAGCAUUGCACGAAGGUGAUUACAAGAUCUCCUUUGCGGCCAACCUCCGACCUCGCAUGAGGCCCCCCUGGCCCAACCUCUAUCUCGGGAACAUGGUCGCUAUGUUGCACGUGCCACAGUCGUCCCUGACAGAGAAGGCCAACAUCAAUAAAGGGAUCAUCGCGGCAUAUCAUCCCAACAUGCACACUGAAGACUUGAUCCAGGUCGCCAACACGGCUUCCGCAAUCCGCCAGGAGAUCCGGACCCUGACGGACCCGCACAUUCGCAGCUUGAUCACUUAUUUGCGGCUGCAGCGUGACUGGGGAGCAAUGAACAUCAAAGGCGGCCACUUCUCCGUCACCAGCCUUCGGCAUUUGAAUGUGUAUAACUUCAAUUUCGGCGAAGAUUUAGGCACGGUGUCCGACUUUCGCUUGCAUGUGGGGCUGCUGGAGGGUUUUCUGUGUGUGAUUCUUCCCAAGGGGCAGCACAAAGACUGGGAUAUCCAGUUCAUGCUGCAAAAAGAACAAGUUCAAGCAGUCAAAAACCACCGUCUUUUUCGUUGGUUAAUGGGUGAAUGUGAUGGGCAAGCUAAGCAUGGUUACUGUGCCUCUCUAUUGCACGGAACCAUGGAUUGA